This is a messenger RNA of Phytophthora nicotianae INRA-310, 1192 nucleotides long. RefSeq lists its product as hypothetical. The record is from RefSeq and is a predicted model, not a curated record. Bases 35 to 1105 code for a protein of 356 amino acids. Gene Ontology annotation, molecular function: protein binding. The transcript has a single exon. Lineage: Eukaryota; Oomycota; Peronosporomycetes; Peronosporales; Peronosporaceae.
CAAACUUAUCCUGUCUACAACCGUUUAGAUUCUAAUGCGUGUGCUGGUCUGCAAGAACGACGGAUGCUUCGAGUUCGAGCCGGCGGAGUUGCAUCGGCUGGAACGAUGGAGUGACGUCAAGAUGGCACUAGCACACGCACUGUACAGCGAGGAAGAUCUCUUCGCUGUAAGCUCAGCAGACGACAUCGCUCUCUACACGUUUCCAGACGGUCUACCGGCUGAUGAAAGCGCAGACAAAAUGAAGAGUCUAGUGCAACUCGAUUCGCGCUUUGUGCUCGAUAUCUUCGGCAGUCCGUUCCGUCAACGCAGCGAUCUCCACAUCCAGACGGAUCACGAGAUCCGUGGCGUCCGUCGAGUCUCUUCAAUCCCACGUCGAGUUAGUGCAAUGCACCAAAAUGUACCCAUUUCACCACUAGGGAAUGCUACUCAUGGAGGUUUCAAUGAAGCCAACAUCGAAGGGUAUCAAGAGCCCUAUAUUCAUAUCGGAACAUGGAUACCUGUCAUGGUCAGAGAGAAAAAGGCUCCGAUACCGCUAAUGAAAAGUCCACCUGCUGAGUUCGAAGACGUUUUAGUGACGACGAACCGAGCGAGAGAGUAUAUCAACAAGUUCAGACGUGCAGGUCGACCUGUGACUAUUAUCAGCAUCCAAACAUGCACGUUGCCACUGGCUGCUGCUUGUCCUAGUGCCAUCUCGCAACAAGGUCCGCGGGUUUUGUAUGACGGCGUGUAUCAUUUAAACCCCGACGAGAUGCAACGAGGAUUCGUUCAGGUUGUGAGACUCUGGUUCAGCUUUGACUGCGAACAGACGAUCAGUGUGACGAAGGUGAACGGUGCAUUGGGGCUCAAGCCGCUGCGUCAACAGGACGGCUGGGUCGUAGUGCAAGCGCUUCCUGGCUCGCCGUGCUUCGAAGCAGGUAUGCGUCGAGACGAAGUGUAUCUAACUCACGUGAAUGGGGUGGACGUGUCUCCUCACUCGUUCCCUGCCGUCGGCACGGGAGCGCCACAGGGACAGACACCGCAUCAAAAGACUGGACAAGUUACCUGGCAAGACAGCGUCGUGCCGCUUGUAGACAAGUGCGAGACCUGCAUCUUCACUUUCUUCUAAGAUGGAUACAACUUCAACUUAGCCACCAAAAGUAGAUGGCUUCAGUGCAUGUUACACCCCAAGAAUAAAUUACCAGCUCUCUUGUCU